Leptosia nina is the source of this 2100-nucleotide messenger RNA. NCBI's taxonomy places the organism in Eukaryota, Metazoa, Arthropoda, Insecta, Lepidoptera, Pieridae. The record is from the annotation of a GenBank genome assembly.
AUGGGUUAUUUAAGACAAUUUCCUCAGGCGGCUAAUAUGAAGAAAAUGGUGUGGUCCCGUCAGUUGGCAGAUAUAGCGCAGCGUUGGGCAGAUCAGUGCUAUCCAGUAAUUAUGCCAGACAAAGAGGACGAGUGUAGAGAUUUGGAGACAGCAAGUAUCGGCCAAAAUAUAGCAACUGUAACCGGCUUAACAAGUAAAGUCAACGUACGAAAUUUCGUAGACAUGUGGUACAUGGAGUCAUUGGCUUAUAAGGGAAAUGUUGCGUUCUACAAUAAUUCGUCCACAGAUAGAAAAUGUAAUUAUUUUACGCAGUUAAUUUGGGCAACAACAGAUGAGAUACAGAGGAAAGGUAUACAACUGGUCGAUAGACUUAUUUGCAACUUCUCACCUAAGGGCAAUACACAGGGAAGACCCAUCUAUGUUAUCGGUUUACCAGCUACUCAAUGUGACGAAGGAAUGGUGACAGAUAGUGUUUACCCAGGAUUAUGCUCGGCUGAUAAGGAUUCCCCUUCACCAUCCAGUUUACUGAGAAUUGUAAAUGGAAUUACGAGUGAAAUAGAUCCUAUACAUAAUAACAAUUUACCAAAGCAUAACUUAGUCAGAAACCAAAAGAUGCGCAAGCAUGACAUUUCAGUUUUAAAAAGGGAUAACAACAAUAUACGAUGGAGUCCAACAAGUAAUUUUCAAACCAAUGACGGUAGUUUUCGUCAAGGCGAAAGAGAUCAUUCAAGGCUCGACCAUGGUCAUACUGAUCACUUUGAUUAUCUUCACCCACACGGAACUACUCACUAUCGUAGAUUUGAGACUACCACCUCUAUAAAUGAGAAUCCUAAUGGCGUUUAUAGACAGAUACACGAUCAACAAUGUACUCGAAAAUCACAGGGUAGUAAUUAUUUUAGAUCGUCAACAUGCUAUCCAGACUUCAUACAGUCUAAAAAGUGCACAAGAGGACUAAAUAAUGAUUAUAGUAAAGUGAAACACGAGUGUGACAUCACGACUAAACAUUCAGUAUGUGAAACCUCGCAAAAUUUAUGCGAAUGUAGUACACUAAAAGCUUCGUGCCCAACUAACCCUCCACCAUGUUUACAAAAUAACAACUGCGGCUGCACUAGAACAGACUCGACUGUAAAUAUUUGCUCAAUGAUUCGGAAUUUCCAAAGUGAAGGCUCUAAUGAGAAAAUUUCUAUCCGUGAUAACUCUCAUCCUUAUGCGGGGUUUCCGCGAGGAGACAAUGAAUCGGUUCUAAAAAGGAAUUAUGACUAUGCGAGUCUGAGAGACGAACCAAAACGAUUUUCUUUUCCUAAAAGAAAAAUACGACGAGAUUUCAGGAACAGAAGACGAAGAGAUUCAGAACUGUCAACGUUCAAACCAUUUUGGGAAGAAGAUGAAUUCAAUAACCGUCAAUAUCAGCUGAAGUCUAUGAGAUAUACUACCAUAUCAGGCUUAAGAUCACGAAAAAAGAAGCCGAUUAAAACAUCUAAUAAUCAAAGAAACUCGAAAGUGACUGAACCUAUAACUAUUUCAGUAAACAGUAGUAACCAAAAACAUGUUACUGAAAAAUAUUUAUCGUUUGAUGAAUUAUUGCGUUUGAGAAAGAUAACUGCAGGUGAAAUGAAUGCUCGACGUGCUGAUUCACCCGUAAGUAGUGAGGAAUCAACAGUUCCAGAAUCUAGUACAACAGAGUACACCGCCAAUACUCCUUUUAUACGCUUGAAACAUUGCACCCGAAAACUAACUUGUACUUGGACAGCUGCGUCUUUGGGUGAUAACGAAGGUAAUGCAGAUAUAGGAAACAGAGGGUCUCGAACGCCUCCAGGCUAUGUUGAAGGUUGUACUCGUACAUCAACGUGCACCCGUGAUUACAUGAAUCGAAACAAAAUGGACACCAUACCCACUUCUAGUACUGAGGCGGAUACACCUGAGAAUAACGAUGAAGAUUAUUGUGAAAAGCGAUCGUUAAAUGUGAGACGCAGAAACUUGAAUGUAAAUGAACCAAAAGUAAAUAAUGACGCAUUUUUGCUUUAUGAGUCUAAUAAAGAAAAAGGUACUGAUGAUUCAGAAGAUGAGGAUCCUACUGAUAUUUUACUUGUUUGGUUAUGA